Messenger RNA from Mucor mucedo, 1238 nucleotides. Its product is annotated as glycoside hydrolase superfamily. The annotation marks the transcript as partial. The record is from RefSeq and is a predicted model, not a curated record. Gene Ontology annotation, cellular component: membrane. The transcript is spliced from 8 exons. Gene Ontology annotation, molecular function: beta-N-acetylhexosaminidase activity. Lineage: Eukaryota; Fungi; Mucoromycota; Mucoromycetes; Mucorales; Mucoraceae. Gene Ontology annotation, biological process: glycosaminoglycan metabolic process; carbohydrate metabolic process.
AUGAAAUCACUUGCCUUAACUUCAGCGAUCGCUGUAAUUUUUCCUUCUAUUGUUUGGGCCACUUAUUUAUGGCCAGUUCCCCAAUCCUUUAAGCAGGGUCGAGUCGAAUUAAACCUUGAUACAACAUUCCACAUUGAAGCUCCAGAAGUUGCAUAUCUUCAAGAAGCGGUCCAUCGAUAUACUGAACUUAUCAUCCACGAGAGAUGGACACCUGUCCAAGUUCCUUUAACACCAACUAACGAAACAAGUCCUGUUGCUCGUCGUACAUUAGGUGCAUUAGAGAUCAUCAUUGCAGAUGAAGAUAAAAAAUUAGAAUAUGGAGUGGAUGAAUCCUAUACUUUAGAUAUUCCAAUCAACGGUGGUGUAGCAACAUUGAAAUCAGAAACUGUGUGGGGGACAAUCCGCGGACUUGAAACAUUCUCUCAAUUGGUUCAAGCUCGUCCAGAACGAAACGAGGAGGGAGAGAUCAUGUAUUUUGAAAACGAAGAGGAUUAUGAUGAGGGAAACUACGGUUUUGAGGACUUAUUUAUACCAAAUGCACCUAUCCGAAUUGAAGAUUCUCCAAAGUUCUCACACCGUGGUUUGAUGCUGGUACAUACUGAUCAAUCUUUGUCUACUGUUUUUCAUUGGCAUAUUACUGAUUCUCACAGUUUCCCUCUCAAGCUGCAGAGUGUGCCUGAACUUGCUCAAGAGGGUGCAUAUAAGCUACAUCAGAAACGUUUGGUAUACACAAAAAGAGAUGUAAGACAAGUCAUUGAUUAUGCAUAUAAACGUGGUGUACGAGUUAUACCUGAAAUUGAUAUGCCUGCACAUACUGGUUCUUGGGCUUUGUCUCAUAAAGAAAUUACAACAUGUACCGGUGUUCAUUAUCUUGAUGAAUCCAACGAUUGGAGUAAAAGGCUUGCAGCAGAACCAGGUACCGGUCAACUGAACCCUAUCCAUAAUAAGACGUAUGAAAUUGUAGAAAAAGUUAUUACGGAAGUGAGUGAGUUGUUCUCAGAUGAUUGGUUUCACGGGGGUGGUGAUGAACCUGUUUAUAAUUGUUGGAAUCAAGAUGAAGACGUUAGAAAUUACAUGAAGAAGAAUAAUGCUACAGGAGUUGAUCUCCUAGGCAUUUUUUUACAAAAAGAAUUAGAUAUGAUUCAUGAUUCGGACAAAACGGCUAUUCUUUGGGAAGAUCCUGUUACCAAUGUUCAUUUGCCCAUCUCCAAAGAUGUUGUCAUGCAAGUUUGGAUAAA